AUGUCUUCACCACAAUCGGCCAUCCGACAUCCACCACCAGAAAAUCCACCGGGGCCGUCGCACGACACUGCAGCCUUGAAAAAUGAUGUCGCCGGUGGCAAAACCUCUCUACAGGGAGGAGAAGGGGAUCGAGAGGCCGUAGCUGGCGAGCAGCAACACAACCCGCCGAAAACGCCUUUUACGCCAUUACAGCCCACCCAAACCUCCCUCUCCCAGCGACCCUACUCUGCCUUUUCAAAAUCCACCAAGCGCCUAAUCGUCGUACUGGGAGGCAUAGCAGCUAUUUUCUCCCCAAUAUCCUCCAACAUAUUCGUCCCCGCAAUCCCUACCCUUGCUCAAGCGUUCAACAGAUCAGAGUCCGACAUCUCUCAGGCCGUCACCGUUUACCUCAUCUUUCAGGCCAUCACCCCCUCCAUCUUUGGCUCGAUGUCAGACUCUUUCGGGAGGCGACCGCUGUAUGUUGCCACCCUCAUCGUCUAUCUGUGCGCCAACAUCGGUCUCGCUGUCAUACCGACCUCGGCGUAUUGGCUACUUCUUGUUCUACGGGCUUUGCAGUCAACUGGAGGGAGCGCCGUCGUGAGCAUAGGAUUCGGCUGCAUCAGCGAUUUUGCAGAGCCGAGAGAGAGGGGCAGGUAUGCUGCCUGGUUCCAGACGGGUGCCAUGGCGGGGCCUGCGUUCGGACCACUUCUCGGUGGUGUAUUGACGCAAAGUCUUGGUUGGCGGAGCAUCUUUUGGUUUCUUGCCAUUGCAGAUGCCGUGGUACUCAUCCCGCUCAUCCUCUUUCUCCCCGAGACCCUUCGCUCUUUGGUUGGCGAUGGGUCGAUACCACCGCCAUCGCUCAACACUUCUCCAAUCGUGCUGUAUCAGCGCAAGCAGAUGGCAAAGCGACUGGCAGAGGAGGAUGGGGAGAUGGAACCGGUCGUCAGGCCUGAGCCAAAGCCUUAUCGCCCGUUCUCCACAUUCAUGAUCCUCUUGACUCCAGAGAUCAUCUGCUGCUUCGUGUUCACGUCCCUGCUCUAUCUCCAAUUCUACUCGAGCUUGACGCUGUUUUCAACCGCGCUCAAGAACUCGUACCACUUGUCAGAGGUCAAAAUCGGUCUAUGCUACUUACCGUCCGGCAUUGGCACCCUGAUCUCCUCCCAGUUGAACGGACGUCAGCUCGACUAUUACUUCCGCCGCGAAGAACGUCGCGUCGGGGGAGACUAUCGCUCCAAGCCCCUUUUGUUCAACAUUGAAAAGACGAGAAUCCGAUGUCUUGCACCAUUCGCAAUCAUGUCGUGUUUGGCGACGGUGGCGCAGGGGUGGUGUCUGCAGGCGAAAGCGCAUUUAGCGGCGACGCUCGUAAUGAACUUUUUCGUGGGACUGGGGUCAGGGACGAAUGGGAGUGUGACUGUUUAUGGGCAAGAUAUCAAACCCGGAAAAGGCGGUGCCGUCUCAGCCGCUCUUAAUUUGGUUCGCUGUCUAUUUGGGGCCAUAGGAGUCGCCAGUAUCCAAACAAUGUACAAGACCAUGGGCGCCGGCUGGACUUUCGUCCUUCUUACUGGGCUAGUCAUACUGGGCUCGCCUCUGCCCAUCAUCACGGUGUACAAGGGGAGAGGGUGGAGGGAAAAGAGGAAUGCGAGGCAUGCGAAGAAGGCGGAGGAGCAGGCAAACAAGGCUGUCAAAGUGUAA
Cryptococcus wingfieldii CBS 7118 is the source of this 1671-nucleotide messenger RNA. RefSeq lists its product as hypothetical. NCBI's taxonomy places the organism in Eukaryota, Fungi, Basidiomycota, Tremellomycetes, Tremellales, Cryptococcaceae. The transcript has 6 exons. Gene Ontology annotation, biological process: transmembrane transport. Bases 1 to 1671 code for a protein of 556 amino acids. The record is from RefSeq and is a predicted model, not a curated record. Gene Ontology annotation, molecular function: transmembrane transporter activity.